AUGUUUCAGUGCUCGCAGUGCAACAAAUCUUAUCAGAGAAAGAGCCACUUGCUUCGACAUGAAACAACACAUACCGGCGCCUCCCAUUCAAGCUGCCCUUUCUGCAAUAAAUCCUUCUUGAAGAAGGAGGUUGCACGAAGGCAUAGUAAGAUAUGUGCCAAAAAGCACAACCAGCCUCCUCCGGCAGCAGCUAAACCCGGGAGGAAGAAGCAGUCCUGUGACGAAUGCUUCUUUGCGAAGACAGCCUGCGACAGGGCAUCACCAUGCUCUCGUUGCCAAUCCCUUGGGAAACAAUGUUCCUUUGAAGUCCAGACCCCUUCAACAGAGAACACUUACUCAAUGUCUCCAUCGCCCUCGCCAUCUCUCUCGCAGACUCCGCAAAGAAGAAACGACCCAUUUUUCUUCUUAGCACACUUCACUGAUCCCGCUGUUAAGCAAGACAAACUUGCAAUUGCAGAAACAGCCAAAUCUUCUACUAGAAGGCAUCUUGACCCGGCAUACUUCCGACAGGAAGAACCACUCUUGCCCCACGACUCCUUGUCGGCUUACAUGCCAGGCUUUUCAGGUGGUGAUCUAUUCCUUCAGCCUUUUUUCACCCCAACUGGGCAUCUUUCUAUGGAGUUUAUGCCUGAAAGUGCAUUAUCUUCAACGAUUUCCCACAGGCUCGGCGAGAUUAUGAUGAUUCUGGUCGAGACUUCGAAGUCUAUGGGCCAGGGCCAACAAGCCCAGCUCGAAAUGGCGGAACUAAACUCGCUUUUCACGACCUCCAACCUUUCGGUGUUUAUCUCGGCUUACUUUCAGUCUCUUCAUUGGCAUCUUCCAAUUGUACAUUUUCCGACAUUCGAUCCUGCAAUAAUCUCGAACCCUCUUCUCUUUGCAAUAUUCUUGGCUGGAGCAACAUAUGCUACCUCGCAAGAUGGCCCAGUAUUUGCAAGUAGAGUACUGGACGUAGCUGAGGAGUAUAUCUUCCGUCAGUUGGCUAAUCUAUCAUCAAACCCUCACCCUACCAGCGCUCCCUAUCUCCUACCUUCAGUGGAAGUUAUUCAGGGAGCUUUGAUCAUCGAGAUGCUUCAGUUUGGGCAGGGCGAAACGGGUACAAGACGACGCAUUCGCAUAAUUAGACAUCCAUGUGUCAUUUCCACGGUACGAUCGUUGGGAGUUCUUCAGUUCAAACGAAGUAUGACACCUGAUAUGUGUAACGAUGAGACAUGGAGAGCAAUGAUCGCCGAGGAAGUUUGUAUAAGAAUCGCCUGUUGGGCCUUCCUUGCAGACGGAUUUCUCACCGUUUGUUUCAACAAUCACCCUGCACUGUCGAUAUUCGAGAUGGACUGCCAAUUUCCCUGGAGCUCCGCUUUAUUUGAAGCUGAAAACGCAUCAUCUUUUAGCGAGAUCGCCGCUUCUUCUACGGCGGGGCGCCCGCUACCUUCGCUAAGGGAGUUCAUCACGCGCCUGCUCGAUGAAAAUGCUACGGCUGACUUGAUUCAAUGGAGUCGCUCACUAGUUGGCGAACACCUGUUGAUCCUGAUAUAUGCAAUGCACUCUCUCGCGUUUCAGGCGAGAACCGGCUUGUUCGGGUGGAUAUCCACGAACUCGAUCAAACGGGCCGCCGAAAAUUGGCGAAGCAUUUGGGACUCCGUCUCCAGCAUUGUGGGUAAAGAAGGGCUGCACCACUUAGGGUAUCCUAAGCAUGCUGAAGAGCUCUGGUGGCUAUUGACUGCUACGCUUGAUCGCGCCAGUGGGCGGAACGUGAACUUUCGAUACCUGGACAACGCCGCAACCGAUGACCUAGAAAGCUUGAAUAACUUCAUCCGGAAUAUUAAAGGUCCCAAUAGGACAUAG
Aspergillus luchuensis is the source of this 1839-nucleotide messenger RNA. RefSeq lists its product as uncharacterized. The record is from RefSeq and is a predicted model, not a curated record. The coding region runs from base 1 to 1839 and encodes 612 amino acids. NCBI's taxonomy places the organism in Eukaryota, Fungi, Ascomycota, Eurotiomycetes, Eurotiales, Aspergillaceae. Gene Ontology annotation, cellular component: chromatin. Gene Ontology annotation, biological process: DNA-templated transcription; regulation of transcription by RNA polymerase II. Gene Ontology annotation, molecular function: DNA-binding transcription factor activity, RNA polymerase II-specific; RNA polymerase II cis-regulatory region sequence-specific DNA binding; zinc ion binding. The transcript has 5 exons.